AUGACCACUAAACACUUCGAGUUCAAGAAUGAGGUGCCCACCUCGACGGAGAAGUCGUUGGAAGUUGAUGCCAAAUCUGCACCUCCCUCUCUCUUUUCCGACGCCUCGUACGCAACCACCCUUCUCGACCCCGAUCACUUCCACGCUGGUACAAUUCUGCACAUUUCGGCUCGUGGGAUUGGUGUAUUUCGAUGUCUAAGUCUCUCGUCGGAGAUGAACAUUGACAUCUUCCAUGACGACGGGAGUGUUGCAUAUACCUCGACGAGAUUAAAGAGAUGUUCUGGGGAUGCGGUGCUCAGCCACCCGAAGCUCGGCGACUUGAUAAGCACGACAUACUUCUUUGGUCCCAAACGAGACCCUGAAUUGAGGUUCAUUCAAGGUCAGGCUGGGAUAUGUGGCGAUUCGGACAAGAUCAAAGUCUGCGGGAAGCUGAGUUCUCGAUCUGCAUCCUUCACCACUCCAGACGGGCGUUCGUUUGAAUGGAGCUAUUCCCACACGAAAGAUGGGCUAGGCAAGAAAGUCAAUAUCAUUGCAUUACGCCAAAAGGAGUCGGGAACCAUUCUGGCGCAGCUGAUCAGAUCGGAUGGAACACGGACAGAGGGUACUUCCAAAUGCUCUGCUGGGAACGGCGGGCAACUUAUACUUGAUCAAGAAGCGACAAGCCAUCUUGACGAGGCAAUGAUUGUGGCAACUUGCUUGGUGAUGUUGAAGAAGGAAAUUGAUCGGAGACGAUGUAUGCAGGCGAUGGUUGUCGCUGGGGUUGUUUAA
Messenger RNA from Fonsecaea nubica, 768 nucleotides. RefSeq lists its product as hypothetical. NCBI's taxonomy places the organism in Eukaryota, Fungi, Ascomycota, Eurotiomycetes, Chaetothyriales, Herpotrichiellaceae. Bases 1 to 768 code for a protein of 255 amino acids. The record is from RefSeq and is a predicted model, not a curated record. The transcript has a single exon.